Teleopsis dalmanni is the source of this 2100-nucleotide messenger RNA. RefSeq lists its product as uncharacterized. Lineage: Eukaryota; Metazoa; Arthropoda; Insecta; Diptera; Diopsidae. The record is from RefSeq and is a predicted model, not a curated record. The transcript has a single exon. The coding region runs from base 1 to 2100 and encodes 699 amino acids.
AUGAAUACCGAUAAUGAUAACAAUCCAACCAGCAAUGCAAGCAAUAAUGCAGCUAAUACGGCUAAUAAUGCAGUCAAUUCAAGUAAUAAUUCUGCUCUUAAUUUAAAUAAUUUAAAGCAGCAGCGAUCAACAGUGAAAAGGAACAUGACCUCGAUUCGAUCUAAAAUAGAGAAGGAGAAGGACGAAGUAGAUCCAACAAUUCUGGAAUGUCGACUACAAAUUCUAGAAUCUCAUUUCAAACAAUUAUGCCAUAUUCAAUCACAAAUCGAACAAUUAAAUCCAGAAGACAAUGCCAGAGCUGAUUUUGAAGAGCUAUUUGUUGUUUCAAAGGCGAAAAUACUUAAUUUGCUUAAAGAAACUCGAAGUAAUACUUCAUUUGAAAAUAGUGUGAUGAAUACAACAUCCAAUUUCAGUGUUGCCCACAAUUCUCGUUUACCAUUUUUAAAAUUGCCAAAAUUUGACGGAAAAUAUGCCAACUACAAUCGAUUUAUCGCAGCAUUUAAGCAUUUGGUGCACAAUGACCCAACCUUAUCUAAUGUCGAUAAAUUCAAUUAUUUAUUAUCAUGUCUUACAGGCCCUGCACUUGCAGUCAUCGAAGCCUUUCAAAUUACAGCAGAAAAUUAUCCAAAGGCUAUGGCACGAUUGAAAGAACGUUUCGGUAAUAAGGUAUUAAUAUUCUUAGACCACAUUACUGAACUCUUUAAUAUUCCAGGAAUGAUUAAAGCUGAUCCGGCUUCUCUACGUAAACUAAUUGAUACUGUUGCAGCAUUAAGAUCAUCGUUGCUUUCAUUGGGCUCAGAAGUAGAAGUUAUGAAUGCUAUUAUAAUUUAUAUAGUCCUAAGUAAAGUUGAUGCAGAAACAAAAUUUGCACAUGACGAAAAGCAAGAAUUUGAAAAAAUGCCCUCUUGGGACGAAUGUUAUAAGAUGUUAAGUCGGCGUUGUCAAUUUCUUGAAGGACGAGCUAAGUCUAUAAACGCUUCCGAAAAUAAAUCACGAAAUAAUUUUAAUACUGUACCAAGAAGAGUAUUACAAACGCAUCUCAGUGUCAAAUCUGGUUGUGAAUUUUGCAAGGCAGCUGACCACUUUUUAGGAAAAUGCCCUUCGUUUUUAGCAACGCCAGUUUCUCAGCGCUUUGACUUUGUUAAGAAAGCAGGCUGCUGCAUAAAUUGUUUGACAAAAGGGCACUCCGUUACAAAAUGUAAAUUCGAAUCACGUUGCAGAAUUUGUCGUUCAUCACAUCAUACUCAUUUACACAAAUUUACAAAUACUUUGAUUAAUUCAUCAAUUAGUUGUCCAAGUAUCGCAAUUCAAGAGCAAGGACAGCUACAACAAUCUAACAGCGCUGUAACAUCAUUAUUAAUUCAGUCUUCAAAAAGAGCAAUUAUUCCUACUGUUCUGGUAUUUGUGAUGGACAAGUUUGGGCUUAAGCAUCCAGUGCGCGCACUUUUAGAUUCCUGUUCCGAAUUAAACUUUAUUACAGAGGAAACAGCCAAAUUAUUGCAUUUAAAAUGGCAAUACUCUACUCAAGAAGUCUUUGGUAUUUCCAAUUUGAAAACACAUUUCAAUUAUAAUGUAUAUGCAACUGUGCAUUCUCGCACGUCCGAUUUUGAAUGGUCUUCUCAGUUUACAAUUACGAAAUCUAUUUCCUCCGUAAACCAUAGAGCCUACAUUAAUGUAACAAAAUUUCAAAUUCCUACUAAUAUUCAAUUAGCGGAUCCAUUAUUCGAUAGACCUUGUCAAGUGGACAUGCUGAUUGGUGCAGAAAUCUUCUUUGAUUUAUUACUUGAUGGCAAAAUUUCGUUAGGCAAAGACAUGCCAUAUUUAAUUAACACUGUUUUCGGUUGGGUAGCAGGAGGCACGCAUAGUACAGACUUAUGUUCUAAAUCAUUUGAAUGCAACUUUACUCAAAAAUCACACAAUGAAGAUACAUUUCUUGAACGAUUUUGGGAAUUAGAAGAAUACAAAAUAAGCUCCCCGCAACUCAGCGCAGAGGAGAAAAAUUGCGAACAGCACUACAUCAAAACAGUAACAAUCAGCGAAAAUGGGCGAGUUCAAGUAAGAUUACCUUUUAAAGUCAACCCCGAUGUUUUAGGAAAAUGA